AUGUAAGUUGUUGAGAAACGAAGAAUAGAGCUCAUAGAAGUUAUAAAAUCUGCUAAAAAUAACUUUUUGCAUUAAUAUUUAAAAGAAAUGAUAGUAAAUGAAAAAUCAAAAAUAUCUAAUGAAGAAAUCAUAGACAACUUCUUGGCCUUAUUUUUUGCUGGCACUGACACUACAGGGAACAUGACAAGAGUAGCUUUAUAUUACUUAUCACUCUACCCAGAUAUUCAAAACAAAGCAAGAGAGGAAAUCAUCAAACUGGCAUCAUCUAGAAUAAAUUCAACUAACCCUGUUGAUCUAUUUAACUCAUUAACUUUUGAAGAUAUUCAAAAUCUUAAUUUCUUGAAUUCUAUACUGAAGGAGUCUUUGCGGCUAAUACCACCAGCAAUUGAAGUUUUCCCAAGACUUGCCAUUUAAGACAUCCAAAUUGGAGAUAUAUGA
This is a messenger RNA of Tetrahymena thermophila SB210, 438 nucleotides long. Its product is annotated as cytochrome P450 family monooxygenase. Gene Ontology annotation, molecular function: iron ion binding; monooxygenase activity; heme binding. The transcript has a single exon. The record is from RefSeq and is a predicted model, not a curated record. NCBI's taxonomy places the organism in Eukaryota, Ciliophora, Oligohymenophorea, Hymenostomatida, Tetrahymenidae.